AUGGCGGAUACUAUCACUACUACCAGUACCAGUACCGUCAAGCCUCGAAGGGAAUCGAGAGAACCAAGGGACACAGGAUUCCCGGAGCCCUUUAACAAUGUCCGAAACACCACGCUCCCACAUCCAGAUGCGGAUCUUUCACCCAACGCUUGUCUCACUCAAGAAGAUAUCGAUCCUGACCGAGCACUUAUGCGAACUCGGCGAUCUUUCCUUAGGAAGAAACGACGCACUCUCAACCAUGGGCGCAUAACCCCUACUUCGGAAGCUCUCUACAGUGUGUUCUCCUUGGUUCAAUCUGAUGUUGGAGAUAACGAGAGCAUCAGAGCCGGCAACCCAUCUAUGAACAGCUUCCGCCCAUCUACAUCAAGCAUCCGACUCUCCAAGGACGAGACCGAUAGUCUCGCGUCUAGGAACACGAGGAGAGACGAAGAGGACACACCACCAACUUCGCCCGACGUACCAACCCAUCGCUCUAAGAAAGGAUUUAUGAGCAAGUUUCGGAGGGGCUAG
Molecule: messenger RNA, 510 nt
Organism: Fusarium fujikuroi IMI 58289
Lineage: Eukaryota; Fungi; Ascomycota; Sordariomycetes; Hypocreales; Nectriaceae
Exons: 2
Coding region: 1-510 (169 amino acids)
Source: RefSeq, a predicted model, not a curated record